This is a messenger RNA of Phymastichus coffea, 3640 nucleotides long. Its product is annotated as transmembrane channel-like protein 7. The coding region runs from base 384 to 2705 and encodes 773 amino acids. Gene Ontology annotation, molecular function: mechanosensitive monoatomic ion channel activity. The transcript is spliced from 5 exons. The record is from RefSeq and is a predicted model, not a curated record. Gene Ontology annotation, cellular component: plasma membrane. NCBI's taxonomy places the organism in Eukaryota, Metazoa, Arthropoda, Insecta, Hymenoptera, Eulophidae.
UGUGAAACUAUUGGAAAAGCAAAUGCUUACAAUAUAUUUGCUUGGCAACUGACAACGUGAGCAGUUGAAAAAAUUCAUUUUUUAUUAUUCACGUACAUAGAUUUAGAAGUGUGAAUUAUUUAACGAUCAAUGUGCUAUUAUAUGAGAAUUUGACAUUCAAUUAUUUUUUGAACAAUUUAAAGCUUUAUCCAAAGCUUGAUCAGUAUCUAAAUAUCAUCUUCUGCACUGUGUAGCAACUUAAAGCAUACACUAUAAGAAAUCUGGUGAUCUAGUUUCAACUAUUUUGCUACUAUGGAUCUUGGUUGAAAAGGAUAGAUUCUAAUAAAGCAAAGUGAAAUAUUUUUUUGAAAAUAUUCAAGCUGUAGAAACAUUAAAUAAACAUAAUGUCAGGGGGAGAUAAAAAAAAGCGAGCAGGAGAUCGUGCUCAGGGUUGGGAUGAUGCUGGUGCUGAGUUCUACCAAGAGAGUUAUUCAGCUGCCAUUGAAGCAGAUUUGCAGCAAGUAUUGCAAAGGGAUCCAUCACAUAUAGCUACUCUGUUACCCAGUAAAAAGUCACGCGUUGCUACUACAACAAAGCGUGUCAGACAUGAACCUCGGUCUACAAUGAGGAGGCGCACAAGUACUCGCACAAGAGGUACAACCAAUACAGCUAGGCGAAUGUCUACAAAUAUUCAGGAAUCAACAGUUUCUAUGUUACCUGAUUUAUCUGAAAAUCUGUCCAAUGAAGAACGCACAUGGGAAGAAAUCAUGCAGAUUAAAGCUAUGCCCAUAUGUAUGGCUCAAAAAAUACAAUUGAAAAGACAAUUACAGAAUGCAACAAAACUUCGACUCCAAGGCUUUGACCAGUUGAAAUGGCAACGUAGGAAAGCUUGGCAAACUUUUCGAAUUAAGGCAAAAGAAACUUAUUCAAAGAUGGAACUUUGGAGUACUAGUAUUAAGAAAAUUGGUGGUAAUUUUGGCAUGGGCAUAGUUGCUUAUUUUUUAUUCAUCAAGUGGAUCUUAUUUAUAAACCUUAUUCUGUUUGCCAUCAUUAUGGGUUUCCUUGUUCUUCCAACAAUAAUGUUGGAAGCACCUCAGAAAGAAAUAUGCAAUCCAUUCAAUGAUUCAGAUACAAGUUGCUGCCCAGAAUUAUAUUGGAAUCGUUCACGAGAAUUCAACACUAUUGAAGAUUUAUUCCAAAGCAAUAAUUUAUUUAAAUACAGUUUAUUAUUUUAUGGUGCAUAUUCUUCUUCUACCUACUAUAAUAAGGAAAAAACGUUUUAUUAUAAUUUGCCAUUAGCAUACGCUGCUGUAAUGAUAGUUGUUUUCAUGUUGAGCCUGUUAGCUAUUAUAAAGUCAGCAGCAAAAGGGUUUCGUGAAAGAGUUAUUGAAAACGAAGGCCAAUUUUAUCAAUACUGUAAUUUAGUGUUUGGAGGAUGGGAUUACUGUAUUGAUAAUGAAAAAUCUUCCGAAACUAAGCAUAAAGCUCUGUAUAACGAAAUUAAGAUAUUGUUGGAAUCUGAAAGAUUUGAAGAAGAACGACAAAAUCGCACCCGAGAAGAAAAAUUAAAAUUAUGCAUGAUUCGCUUAUUUGUCAAUGUUCUUGUUCUAUUGAUUCUCUGCUCCAGUGGAAUUUUCAUAUAUUACGUUAUUAAGUUUUCCUUUGAUCAAAUUCAUAAUGACUCAGAAGUGGCUAAAGAACGUAAUUUUGACGCAUUUAAUUUCGUUUCGUUCAACCAAAUGUUUUUUGAGUUUCUGCCUUAUGUCUGUAUAGUGUUACUUAACAUUGGCAUUCCUGUUCUGUUUCGACAUCUAGUUAGUCUUGAGAACUAUAGUCCACCAUUUGUCGUUAAACUUACUCUGUUUCGUACCGUAUUUUUACGAUUCGCAUCUUUAAGUGUGUUACUUAGCAGUUUUUAUAUAAAAAUAGUUAAUAGUAACAAUAAUCUUGAAUGCACAACGUCAAUGCGUCCGCUGUGUUGGGAAACAUUUGUAGGACAACAAUUUUUAAAACUUUACAUUACAGAUUUUGUAGGACAAGUUUUUAUGACAUUUUUUAUCAAUUUUCCGAGAUCGUUUAUUGGAAAACGUUCAGAAAACAAAUUUUUAGAAUUUAUAGGUCAACAAGAAUUUGAUUUGUCAAAGCAUGUUUUGGAUGUUGUUUACAUGCAAACCGUUUGUUGGUUUGGUGCAUUUUUUGCUCCUGCUUUGCCACUGUUUGCUGUAAUAGGAUCUUUUCUCCUGUUCUAUGUGAAAAAAUUUGCUUGUUUGGUAAAUAGUAAACCUCCAAGUCAAAUUUAUAGAGCAACUAGAUCUCAGUCAUUAUUCAUGCUGAUACUUUUAAUUUCAUUUUUGAUGGUUUUGAUUUCACUAGGCUAUUCAUUUGUCAAAAUAAGACCUUCCAAAGCUUGUGGACCAUUCAAAGGCCUUGACUCUGGAUGGAAUUUCGUUUCAGAGACAUUUUUACAAUUACCUCUGUGGAUUCGACUUUGUUUAUCGUUUAUGUGUACAACCAGCUUCGGAAUUCCCGCGUUCCUUCUACUUGUUUUAUUAUUGUAUUAUUAUUAUGCCGUAUCAAUGGCCAACAAAAACAUGGUUACUGUUUUGAAAAAUCAGCUGGUGUUAGAAGGACAUGAUAAGCAAUUUUUGUUAAACAGACUGAGUGCUUUUAUCAAGCAGCAACAAGAACAAAAUAAGUAUCAUCAAGAUCACAGCGAAUUUACAUAAAUAGCGUUUUUUAUAUUCGUAUUAUUGAUAGAAUACAUAAUCUGUUUCUGAAAUUAUUUAAUGAAUGCACUUUAAACUUUUUAUAACUAGUCAUUUUUUAAUAAGUAAUUUUAAAUAAUGAAAAAACAAAUUAAAUGAUAAUAGACGUAAAUUUAUAGCUUAAUUUUCUACUUUUCACUAAAACAAAUUUUUUAGUGAAAAUUCAGAAUACUGAAUAUAUUUCCGAUUUCAUGUAAUAAAAGCAUGAAAUUAGUGGGUUUGAAAAUGAUAGCUAGGGUCUUUUUAUAACCAAUGAAAUGCAAGUAGAAUCAUGAAAAGCUGUCUUUCUUUUCAUUUUUUGAAUAGAUAAACAUUACAAUUUUUUUCAAUACACUAUUGAUAAUUCACAAGACUACGAAAAAAUGAAGACUUAUUAUCUAAAUAAGCGUAUAACUGAAUACAAUAGAUAAAAUUACUAACAAUAAUAGCUGUUCACUUAUUUGACUUGAGUGACAAACAAGAUUAUGCGCAUUCCAAAGAAAUGCAUUUGAUUUUACUUAAAAUACCUCAGAAAUAUUGAUUAUUGCAUCAAUAUUUCUAUAAUACAUUCGUUUUUAUAUUUUAAUUAAAAAUAGAAUUUUUAUCCCUUAACUAUAGCAUUAAAGUAUUAAUUGUUUUAGUUUGCCAAGAAACUUUGUAAUAAAUUUUUUACCACUAGAGAGAAAAUGUUGAUGUAUGUAUAACUAGUAUACGUAUGUACUACUUUGAAAAUUAUAUUUAUUUCCAAUUUUUUUUGUCUGUGCUGGUAUUACUGUAGUCAUUUGCGUUCUUACUACUUGUAAAUAUGUAGUACAUUUACAUAUUUUAUACAGAAUCAUAAAAAAUUUCUAACUUUGCAAAAAACAAUACUCUGUGAAUUUUGCAAUUAAAUUUAAAUUCCUAUUUCAUUAAUCAGA